UGCUGGAUAUUGUUUAUGGUAAAUGUUUGAAAAGUUUGGUGCCUAAGUGACCCCUACUCUCAUAAUUCUCUAAAUAUUUUUUUUUCUACUUUUUAAAGCAUUAUAUUUCAGAUGUAAAGAACGGGACAUAACGUAAAUGAGCCCAUGGACAACAGGAAGAGGCAACCCAGUUCUUCCAGUACAGGGAGUUUUGUCUUUUGGUCCUCCUCGUUUCCCCGUCAAGCAGCAAGGGUCCUGAUUGUGGAGGCAUUGCCCCCCGGUUGGUCAGACACUUGCGCUGUGCUUUGUGAUGCCCUGGAUAACUUCCUGUCGCUGGCCUGCAGCCUGGAUGGACCCUGCAGGAUACCCCUACUCAGCCUCUACGCCAUCAGCAGGCAGCAGGAGUGUCUGCUUCCAUUUGUGCAGGUUCGUGGAAAUUUAGCCAGGCUACAUUCCUGCGUCGAGGAGCUGAGGUCUAUUCCAGGUGAAAGUUGCAUUAAAAGUGCAGCCAAAGGAGGCGAUCUGCUGCGACAGACGGUGUUGGACAGUCUGCAGCAGUUUAAGCAGUACGUCAAACACGCCAGCACAGGCAACCAGGCCUGCAGCAACGCAUCUGUGGAGAUUACUGUGGUGACCAGCCAGCCGGGGCGCGGCCUGAUUCAUCAGUUGGAGAGCGGCCUGAAAGAAGCUGACCUGGUGCCACUCAGGCGGCUUCUGGUUGUUCAGAUUGUUGGAGCGAAUGACUGGAGCCUGGACUCCCACUCACCUGAAGCCACAAUGACUGAAGACUCACUGAUGUUGGGGACAGAGGUGGACCUGCAGCAGGUGGAGAACAGCGUUUUCGCCAUGGAAACGGUGUUAAAGGCGUGGCUCCAGGAGCAGGGAGGAGAGAGGGAGCACCUCCACCUGCUGCUUCCCAGCCUGGCUGACAACCCGCUUCCAGUUUGUGUGAAAUGUGACAUGCUGGAGCGCCUGAUAAGCCCCGCCCUCAUCCCUUUGACCCCCAGCCUGGGCGUUAAGACAGAGAGCCUUCGUGACUUCCUGCCGGCAGUCAAGGGCCCCGGAAAUCAAAGCCCGACUCCUCAGAGGCUGAGAGCGAUCAAGGUCCUGCAUGCAGACGGAGUGUGUGAGAGUGUGCUGUACGGGCUGCCGCUAGUGAUCCGGCCCACCACCUGUUGGCAGCUGGAGUGGGACGAGAUGGAGACCAACAACAGCCUUUUUCAUGCACUCUGCCAGACACUGCGGAAUCAAGACUUGUUCCUGCUGCUGAAGGUGGAACCUGAUAAGAAAUCCCCAGCUGGAGGUUCAGGUGUAUAUUCCCACUUCGUCCUCCAGCCGUCUCCAUCUCUUUCCCUCCUGCUGAAGCCCGUCGCUUCCAGAGAGCUGCUGCUGCCUUGCUCACUGCCCGUCUCCAAUCAGGACCCCUCUCCUAAUGCCAUGCAGAGCAUACAGGCUUGCCUCUCUCAGCUGGAUGAGGACUUUGUGUUGAACCCUCUCUUACUGAGCAGCAACCUGUACCAGCACCUCCGGAGCAGAGCGCUCCUCUCACAGCCACGAUACCCGUACAGGCUUCAGUCGGCAGCCGCCCAUAGAGAGCAGCCGCAGGCGGCAGAAAGCAGCAGAAACGCAGUCGGCCGACAGCAGCGCCAGCCUCCAAACCGCCAGCUUGGACCCAGCAGCAGGGUCAGGGCCACCGUGGCUCCGCUGCCCUCCGCCUCCUCCUGCUCCUCCUUCCUGCUGGGACCCCCUCCGGCGAAGGCCUCCCGCCCCGCGCUGCACUUCCUCGGCAGCGGCCGCCGGGCCCCGGCCCCUCCUCUGCAGGAAGAAGACAGUGAUGACUGUUUGAUUUUACAGUAAGAACAAUGAAUGGUGAGUGGAAGAAAGGAGUCAAAGAGAAAGGGAGAGGUGAGCGCUGCGCCGCAGAGGGGUUUCCCUGCAUUAGGAGCAAACCUUAGUCAGCACAAAUACACCCUCAUUUGGCUAAUUGGGCUCGUUGUAAAACAUAUGAGCACCCACAUGGCUCCUAAAGUAUUUAAAGACAUUGUUAAAAAACAAAAAAAAUGCUUUAAUUUGAAGCUUUAGUGCUCUGGAAAUGUAUUCAUAGUCUUUGAAUUAGUCGAAACCACAAAUGUUUGGUGUGUUUUAUUGGGAUUUAAGGUUAAAGAGCAGAACUGUGAAGAGGAAGGAAAAUUAUAUGUGGGCGGCAUUAUUUUUCUUAAACUGUGACAAUCUGAAAAGUGUGGUGUGCAUUUAAAUUCACCCAACCACCCAAGUAAAACCCUCAACAAGCCACAUUAUGCUUUAAACCUUCAAAUUGUUGUUUUGUGAUAUAACUCAAGCUUUUUGACUUUGGAUGGAAAGCCCCAGUGAACAUCAAUUGUCAAGUCUGGGCUUUGACUAGGUCAUAAACGCGACGCAAACCAAGUCCUGUAACAGGCAUUUUGUGACAAGAAUCCUGCAUUGUUUGUGUUUCUUGGUUUUACGCACUCAAAUUGGACUUCAGUUACUAAUUAGGUGACAUUUAAAGACAGCUGGUUUUAUUUGCAGAUGCCAGAGUAAAGUUGCCAUGUAUCUGAAUUACACACCACUUCUGAAAACUCACAAUACGACAAAAAGUGAAAAGGUUAGAGAGGGUUUUUAUACUUGUGUGCCAUAUUUGUGACUGCUUCAAGCCUACAAUAAUCAGAACAUCUUUAGUAGGAACCGAAUCGAACUUGUGAGGAGGUGAGCUGGUGCCACGUGCAGAAUGCUGAGGCAGCACACUUAAACUGCAAACCUACAAAGACUGAAAACAUGAGACGAAGGGAAGCAGCAGGACAAUGAAGGCUUCCUUCAGUAAUGAGGAGGAAGAAAGAACAAAAGGUUCCUCAUGUAGGCAGAUGAAAGCCUCUGCAUGUAUAUAAAAAAAUCACUUCCUGCUUUUAAUUUAAGACCCCCCAAAAGAUGAGAGUGAACACAUCAGACACACCAUGUAUGUACAGUAAUGUGUGCAUAAAGCCCCAUAGACAAAAACACACACAAGUGCGCGUUUCUUUUCAUUUUGGCCUUUGAGCCCUGAGUUUGAACACAGCAUCUCUGUUAUAAAGCAGCAGACAGAAGGGCCUCUCUGCUGGGCCCCUCCUGCAAGCAGAACCAAGUGAUAAAAAUCUCCAGCGUGAGACUUCUGUGAAACGGCGAACGUGGAAAAGAAAAAUUUCCAUGGUGUUUUUGGCCUGGUGGUUGAUUUAAGUCGAUGAAGUGGCUUCGUUUACGUUUGCUCUCAUUUAAUGGAUGAUUCACGCUCUUACGCAGAUUCCGCUCGGUUGAAGACUCGUCUGUCGUCACUUGUCUUAAUUUAUUCCUCUUCAGGAAGCUGCAUCAUCCCCACACACAGACGCUCACACACAGUUAAUGAGGAUCCCGCCAUUCCGCCCCCCUGCUGAACCUUGCAGUACCAACGGGUGACUGGCAUGACACCGCAGCUCCUCUGCGUUCACAAACCCAAACCACAGCGAAGCGUUUUGUUCCCAGAGGCCUAAUGCUCGGACCUUUGCAACUUUCCGCUGACGUCUCACCCUUGUUGUUUUCUGCGGUGUCUUUUCUCUUUUAAUUGCCUUAAAAAGCGGAGAAGUUGAGUCAGCGCGUGCAGAUUUCAUAAAUUGGUUCAGGGAGAACAACAGCAAGCCCCACUGUCCGCGUUGAGGGUCAAAAGGUCGAAGCUGGAGGUCCUUCUGUUUGAUCCUAACGCUGUCAGACACACUUCACAUUUAAAUAACAUCAGAGGACAAAAGUGUGCUUGUUUCUGUUUAAACGCUGUGGCAGCCGUUCAUGUUGUUCUACUGUUACAUGUUGACUCGUUAAUGUUGCAGUUCGGCGUUUGAUUCGUGUUUCGUUUCUUCCUGUUGUGCGAUUUUAAAGGUUCGUCCAUGAAGGAAAUGAACAGUUCAUCUUUUAACUCAGUUCUCUCUGCUGUGUGUCUUCACUGUGUUCUAUAUUUAUAAAUUUCUUAUCUCUGUAGCAUUUGGGUUACUAAAUAAAAGCGACAUUUGUUGGAAACUUUA
Poeciliopsis prolifica (blackstripe livebearer) is the source of this 4019-nucleotide messenger RNA. It is a transcript of the gene m1ap, whose product is annotated as meiosis 1 associated protein. Bases 145 to 1836 code for a protein of 563 amino acids. Gene Ontology annotation, biological process: male meiosis chromosome separation; spermatogenesis; meiosis I. The record is from RefSeq and is a predicted model, not a curated record. NCBI's taxonomy places the organism in Eukaryota, Metazoa, Chordata, Actinopteri, Cyprinodontiformes, Poeciliidae. The transcript is spliced from 12 exons.